AUGGGCGGUGCAGCGGACAGCGCAGGAGCAUCGACAACUGCAACCUUUGUGGACCACGGGUUAAUAAACGCGACUCAGCCCGCGGCCCAGACGGUGAUGAAAAACGUGAAUGACUUUGCCAGGACCGGUAUCCUAUGCAGAAACGUCCCCACCCCAGAUUUGUAAUGCGAAUCUGCAUCCUCAAAGCGUUUCUCAUGCGGAGACCCAUGAGAAGCACUUCUUUCUAGUGGUGUUUUGUGCUUUGUGAUGCAAGAAUCAGCAUGUAAUGCAAGAUCUGUGAUUCUGCUGCACUAGCGAAACACGACAACGCUGCGCGCUCAAAUUUGUCAUGCGCAACAACCAAGGCUUGUUGAUCUCUCUAGCAAGUUUCCCAUCUUGACUAGCAACAGGAUCCCAUCUUGACUAGCAAGUUUCCCAUCUUGAUCUCUCUAGCAAGUUUCCCAGGGAUCGCAUCGUAGAAAUAGGUCGGUCAUUCGUGUUUGGCUCAUCGCGGUUGCCACGUCGUUAGCGCAAGGUUUUGACUAGGUAUGAAAAAAAAAAAAAAUUAAACAUAACAGAAAAAAGCACAACAAUGAUACCAGCACCUCCCCAAUGAAGGGGAGGUGUUUGCAUGAUAUUUCUUUUUUCUCAUCCAAAAACUUAGACCAUUUUUUUUUCUUGAUAAGAAGGGGGAAGUCCUUGCAUGGAGUCCUAGUUAAGACACAUAUGCAUAAGCUGCUCCAGGUCAGGGCAACUAUCACAGACAAAAGUGCAGAUGGAGCAUGGGUGUUCUACUUGUGUGAAGUGUGAUAGGCCGUGGCUGCAGGUUUCGAUUACCAAAAGAUUCUGAAUGCGCGGCACUAAACCUUCAAGUAGGUAACAACAUCUGCUAUGUGAUAUGUAUUCUGAGAAAGUCUCUCGCUGCAUUUUCGAAUGUGAAACUAUGUAUGAGCACUGGCUUGGAAUAGCAAAUAUGUAUGCAGAGUAAUGUGAUGAAGAAUACAGAGUGCCUUAACAAAGAAAGGACAUGGCUUCUUUUCAUCUUAGGGGGCCCAAAGGAAAGGGAGAAAGAGAAGCAACAGCGGAGGAAGAAGACUAAAGAAAAGAGGCGCCAGGUACGAAUGGGUCUGCGACCUCCUUGCUAUCGUGUUGCCGCACCAUAGCGAGGUAAGUGCCAGACUCAGGGAGCUACCUGCUGAUCGGAGCAACAGACCAAGACUGAAGGGCUGGACGGGACAGGUAUUGACGUGUGAGCGCUCUGUGCCUGACACGUCACACAUAGCAACAGAGAUCAAACGGGCGAUACGAUUCACACACCACGCCGAUGUUGCUAUCUGGAGGCAAAUCGCAGUCGCAUCGCACCCCCGGGAGAAAAAUUAAAGACACAGAUGAGAAAAGGGAAAGGCACGCAACUAGGUGACGCGCACUUUUGUACAUCUAUUUCUCAUCGAGUCCAGCAGAAUGAGCCAAGGACACCGCCACCAAUCCGUCAGCGGCCGCCCCAGGGUGGUAGGUGUCGACCAGACCGACGGCGAUAUAUUCUGCUGGGUGUGGGAUAUAGAUUGCCAAAAGAGGAGGGAAGUAUGUCAAAAUAUGCAUGAAUUGAGUGUGACUCCCGGUAGGGAAGAGCACUAGUGAGCUUGAAUUACCUCUAACUAUUUAAAACUACAGUUUGGCAUGCAGAGGUAAGGCAAGCUUGCGCCACCGAUCUGUGGGAGGCCUAGAUAAUUAUUGAAACUGGAAGUGAAGUUGUCAUGCAUGACUUUGUAUUGACUUGUAUGAAAAGCCUAUGCACUGUGUAGAGCUAAGAUUUGUAUGAAAAAUGAAAUUUGUAUGAACACUUCCAAGUGCGAUAAUUUCUGGUAACAUUCUAGCGGCAAGAAUAGUACCAGUCUGGGCCUCCGCAGGGAGGUAGGAAGACAUACUCGAGGCAGGGCGCUAGCCUCUUUGCGCGCUAGGGCCCGAGGCCCCUUUUCCUUUUCUCCUUAUUUUUUUUUUGCAUGCGGGUAGCCGUGUAUAGAGGCGCAUCCCCUCCCGCAGGCAAAAAAAAAAAAAAAGUUUCCCAUCUUGACUAUGGGGUGGGGACGUUUUCCCUCAGGAUAACCGGUCUUCAUGGAGCAACAACAUCAAAAGCGCUGGCUUUUUCGUCCACCCCGGAACAACCUUUCGACGCAGCAUCGGUGGAGAUGUGGAAAAAUAGUGGGUUUUGUCCACUCGCGGCGGUAGAGAUGUGCACUGAUUGGGGGGUGAUGCCGCGGGUGUUUCUGUCGUUUUGCGAAACCGCCGUCGUGAAAGGAUUGGUGGGGAGGGUACAGAAUUGAGGAGGAAAGGAUGUUGUUCUACAACUACUUGCGAGGAGGAAAGUACUAUUCAUACUUUUACACAGUACUAACUGUUGAUACACGUACAUACAUCAGAACUACACCGGGACCACCUCGAGCCGAAGUGCAGAAUAUACGACAUUUUCUCUGGAAAUGAACUCGUCCGGUCCCUACUACAUUCAGUCCCCGUGAUGUCUUCGCCCCCAAAAAACAGUGAAGAUCUGUCAGACUGUGCUGGAAGCAU
Amoebophrya sp. A120 is the source of this 2544-nucleotide messenger RNA. Lineage: Eukaryota; Dinophyceae; Syndiniales; Amoebophryaceae. The record is from the annotation of a GenBank genome assembly.